AUGCUGGCUCUCGGUGGGCGGGGGUGCCAAUCUCGUUUCUGCCUCGUCGCUGCCCGGCGCCUUUCGAACGCGGGUUGCGUGACAACAAGUUAUGGAAGAAAUGUCUACAAGCUUCGUGCUCAAAAUACAUCUUCUCAGCGAGUCAUCCCUCCGGCCGAUUUCACGUCGGCCAGACGCUUUUCUACGACUUUCCCACAUCAUCAGACGCUACAAUCGUCCGACGUCGCACCAGAGACGCAGCGGACUCUUCAGGAACGAACCGCACAAGUCUAUCGAGUCCUUCGCAAUGGCGAACCGAGACAGAUACUCUUGACUCUAGGCGAUCCAAUAAAUUCAGAGGUGGUCAAUUUAUUGCCCGACAGUGUUUUCGUCUCGGCUCUCCUCCGUCUGACGCCGGAAUUUUUCCUUGAGCCUUUCCUGGAUAUACUAACGCCGAUGCAUGGGGCUCUUUUAGAAAUCAAAAUGGUCAACACCCAUACCGAUUUGAAACAUCAGUUCUUGAUGCCUCUGAACCAGAUCCUAAUAGCACGGACCGCCGAUGGUAAAAGAAUGGGUCUCGCCGAGUAUCGACAUCUCCUUCGAAUUGCAGCUUCGCUUGGCGAGCUGAAAAAGACGGAUACAAUUUGGAGGAGGAUGGAACGUGACGGAGUUGAGCCAGAUGCUCAAUGCUACAACUUCAUGAUGCACGCCGCCGUAUGGGAACUUGCGGUUUAUGGACCCUCGCGUCAUCAGUUACGCGUAUCACCAUACUAUUAUCGGCAACGACGCCAUGGUGAAAUGAUCAAAGGAUUCGGUACGGCUGGGAGAAGUGUGCGAAAAGAAGUGCGUUCCAUUUUUGCAGAUAUGCAAAGGCUGGAAUUAACUGCCGACGAAGACACAUACAUAAACCUUCUUCUUGGGAGCGCUAGGGUUGGGAGUCGGCAGGACAUGAAUGAUAUUCUGAAAGACGUAUGGAUGAUUGAUGUGAAGGCUAUACUGACCAAGUCUCCUGACCAACUUCCUGCUGCCAGGCCGCUUGUGGAAUCGUCGCCAAUAUAUCCGACCCGCAAGUUGCUCUUUGCAGUUGCGCACGCGUAUGGAUGCAACAGUCAAGUCAGGGAGGCGCUGCUAAUAAUCAACUAUAUUUCACAACAAUAUGGAAUCGAAAUCACGGAUGACAUAUGGGCCGAGUUAUUUGAACGGGCAUUUGUUCUUUCUCGAAGACGUGUCGGUAAAUUUAGCAAGGAAUUUAAUUGGGGCAAAGUUGAUCGCGGGCUACUCUUCGAGCUCAAAGGCAUGUUACGACUUGACGGCCAGCCUUAUGACAUGUCUGUGUACCACAAGCUUGCAAAAUCUACCUGCCAUCAUAGACUAUAUCGCCCGUUUCAGGAAGUGGCAAGAGAAGCGUAUCAGUUGCUGCGGAGAACACGAAGAGAGCGCAAUCACGCACUCAGAGUACUGGAGAACUCCCUCAAUAUUCCUUUGCGCAUCGGAUCUGUCUUUCUUCCUAUUGAAGAGUCCGCCUUGCGGGAGAAAUGUGAAGGACCACAUGUCUGGAGAGCUCUUGAAAAAUAUGAAAGACUUCGUUUAUUAGUCCAGCAACAACAAAUUCUGAUGGAGAAAAUAGUCGAGGCCGCAGUCGAUCUGAAACGGUGGACGGAUCGGUGGGACUUCGAGUGGACCCAUCGGCUCCUCCCAAGAUUCCUUGCGGAGUGGAAGGACUUCCUUCCGGAAUCGUACAGCAUCACCCUUCCUAGCCGUGCCGGUAAGAUAGAGUUCCGUGGCAGGACGAAUUUCGAGAAUGCAAAUAUACGAAUCCAUAACAAUGAGCCAGUUCGUUGGUCAGAUUGUGGGGAGUUUGUUGCGGACGAAGAUGAGCAGAUUCAGCCUAGGCAUGAAGCUCUAUGGAAGCAUGUCAGAAAUCGCCUUGGGGAACUUCAUAAUUUUCUGCCUCUACAGUGGCUCUUGCUAGCGGAAUUGAAGCAAGACCCGGACUACUCCCAAGAAUUGCCUAAGCCGGAAGCAUCGGACAAACCGGACAAGUUGAAGGAAGAAUCAAGACUUGAUGCCGUGGCAGAGAUGAGCGCAUGGGAUGGGCGACGACAAGAAGGCGUUUCACAGGAUUCCAGACCCGAUGACGCAACGGAGCAGAGCGUACGGGAUAGUUGGACUGCGAAAUCACAAGACGCCGAAAAUGAAGUUCCACAGCAUUGUUUCUAUGUCUCUAUGAUACCUGUUUGUGACAUUGCCUUAUGA
This is a messenger RNA of Talaromyces amestolkiae, 2235 nucleotides long. RefSeq lists its product as uncharacterized. NCBI's taxonomy places the organism in Eukaryota, Fungi, Ascomycota, Eurotiomycetes, Eurotiales, Trichocomaceae. Bases 1 to 2235 code for a protein of 744 amino acids. The record is from RefSeq and is a predicted model, not a curated record. Gene Ontology annotation, molecular function: protein binding. The transcript has a single exon.